This is a messenger RNA of Acanthocheilonema viteae, 1146 nucleotides long. Lineage: Eukaryota; Metazoa; Nematoda; Chromadorea; Rhabditida; Onchocercidae. The record is from the annotation of a GenBank genome assembly.
AUGACUACUAGUAAUCUUGGACCCUGUGCUGUUCGAUUGUUUUUCUGUUCAAAACCGGGGCGCAUUAUGGCUUGCUUUUUCUCACUGUUAACAAUCUAUUUGAUAUAUUCAAACUGGAAUAGCAAUACAAUUGUGCAGACAGAUGUGGCCCCAACAGUAGCCCCAAGUAAUCAUUCACGGGCGCAUAAAAUUUUGCUAGAUUUGUGUAAAGCUUAUGCGGAACAAAAAGUGAGCGGUGAUUUAUGUAAUCGUUUAUGCUACCAUAAAAAGUGGAGUAUUUUGGAUAUGUAUGAAGGAAAUAAAAUUGUUAUCACGAUCAAGGAUGGUGGACAAGAGAUUGUGCUCAAAAGUCAGCAUUUAUAUAUUGAUGAAUUUGAACAUUUGGAUCCACGAAUUAAUGAAAGCCUAUUUUUUGACGCUAUACUUGGCAUAGUUAAUUAUAAUCUAAAGUUGGGCUGGCCUUCACAUUACAAACAUCAUCUGAUUGAAAUUCUUUGGCCGAUGUAUGUUCGCAAAGAACGUGAUUCAUUGUCUGAAGCCGAUCGUCGAAGUUUAUGGGCACUUCUUUCCCAGGAUGAAUAUAUUACUUUCCGUGUUCUACCCCUUACGCGUGUUACACCGAAGAUCAUUGGUACAUGUGGACAUUUCUAUCAGGUAGAAACAUUGGUUCCAUUCCAUAUGAAAGGUUAUUAUAUGAAUUUGAAAGCUAAAAUAUUACUCCAUUUGAUGGGAACUUUGAAAUUGUUCGAUGAAUUUUUGAAUGAACCAUUACAAUGGUGUGAUAUAAAAUUUGAUAAUCUUGGGCUUGCUGCUGAUUAUCCAAAAAGAUUUAUGGUGAUGGAUGCAGAUAUGCUGUAUACUAAAUCACGUCUGAAAGCAGUGCUGACUAAUCGAAUAUGCAAGCAGGAUAUGGAUUGUCAUUAUUUCGACUGCCAUGCGAAAUGCAAUAAUGAAACGGGAUUCUGUACUGAUCGGACAAAUAGUAAUUUAGAAGUAUUUUGUGACAAGCUCAUUUACCAGUUGUAUGGUAAAUUUUGGACAAAAUCAAAUCGAUACUUGGCUGCAUGUCGCGAUACGUCUGUGACAUUUGAGCAACGAAUUGCUUCUUUACGAUUACUGUGGUCAUGGAAUUUUUCUGAUGUGUAA